GGCCUCAGCCUUGUGUCCCCGGCCGCCGCCCCCGCUGCCGCGGGGUACCCGCCCCUCGCCUGCCUUUAGAGGGUAUAGGCGACAGCCCGGGCUUCAGGUGGUCGUACAGACGGGAAACGUUUCUCCGGAGCCGCGUUUUCCAGCUGGCGGCUCUUCUCUGCCGGGUCCAGGUCGGGGAGGAAAAUGGCGCCGGCGCCCCGAGGCGUCCGGGAGGAGCCGCUGCUGGAGUGUCGGUCGGGACCGCUUUCCCGGCUCCUGUUUCUCGCCCAGGCGGUCCUUUUCCUGCUGCCGGCCGCCCGGGCAGGACUCUGCCCCGCGCUCUGCUCCUGCCGCAUCCCUCUGCUGGACUGCAGUCGUAGGAAACUGCCUGCGCCGAGCUGGAGGGCGCUGUCGAGCCCGCUGCCCCCCGACGCCGCCAGCCUGGAUUUGAGUCAUAAUCGGUUGUCUAACUGGAACGUCAGCUUGGAAUCUCAAACAUUACAAGAAGUGAAAAUGAAUUAUAAUGAGCUGACAGAAAUCCCAUAUUUUGGAGAAUCAACCUCUAAUAUUACUGUACUCUCAUUAGUCCAUAAUAUAAUCCCAGAAAUAAAUGCAGAGGCAUUCCAGUUUUACUCUGCUCUCGAGAGUUUAGAUCUCAGUUCAAAUAUAAUAUCAGAAAUCAAGACAUCUUCAUUUCCUCGAAUGCAGCUUAAAUACCUGAAUUUGAGUAAUAAUAGGAUAACCAUCUUGGAGGCUGGUUGCUUCGAUAAUUUAUCGAGUUCCUUAUUAGUAGUAAAGUUAAACCGGAACAGAAUUAGCAUGAUUCCACCCAAGAUCUUCAAGCUACCUCACCUCCAGUUCUUGGAACUUAAAAGAAACAGGAUUAAAGUUGUGGAAGGUCUAACAUUCCAAGGGCUUGACUCCUUAAGAUCUUUGAAAAUGCAGCGGAAUGGAAUUAGCAAACUUAAGGACGGAGCUUUUUUUGGCUUGGAUAAUAUGGAAGAAUUAGAUCUCGAGCAUAAUAACCUUACAGAAGUGAACAAGGGGUGGUUGUAUGGCUUGCGAAUGUUAGAACAGCUCUAUGUGAGCCAGAAUGCUGUUGAAAGAAUCAGCCCUGAUGCAUGGGAGUUCUGCCAAAGACUAUCUGAACUUGAUUUGUCUUAUAACCAGUUGACCCGCCUGGAUGAAUCUGCUUUUGUGGGUCUGAGCUUACUGGAGAGAUUGAAUUUAGGGGACAACAGAGUCACUCACAUUGCUGAUGGUGUAUUUAGGUUUCUUUCCAAUCUUCAGACACUAAACUUAAGAAACAAUGAAAUUUCAUGGGCCAUAGAAGAUGCUAGUGAAGUCUUUGCUGGACUCACAAGACUCACUAAAUUAAUCUUACAAGGAAAUCAGAUUAAGUCAAUUACAAAGAAAGCAUUCAUUGGUCUUGAAUCCCUUGAGCAUCUAGAUUUGAACAGCAAUGCUAUAAUGUCUAUCCAAGAAAAUGCUUUUUCUCAGACUCGCUUGAAAGAACUGAUUCUGAACACAAGCAGUUUGCUCUGUGACUGCCAUUUGAAGUGGUUGCUUCAAUGGCUGGUUGAUAAUAACUUUCAACAUUCUGUGAAUGUAAGCUGUGCACACCCUGAAUGGCUAGCAGGGCAAAGCAUCCUGAAUGUGCAUCUGAAAGAUUUUGUCUGUGAUGAUUUUCUCAAGCCACAGAUAAGAAGACAUCCUGAAACCACAGUUGCUCUAAGAGGCAUGAAUGUGACUCUGACGUGCACUGCAGUGAGCAGCAGUGAUUCACCCAUGUCUACUGUAUGGCGCAAAGACAGUGAAAUCUUGUAUGAUGCUGAUAUUGAGAAUUUUGUUCGAUAUCAGCAGCAAGCUGGAGAAGCUCUGGAAUAUACUAGUGUCUUACAUCUUUUCAAUGUGAAUUUCACAGAUGAAGGAAAAUAUCAGUGCAUUGUUAGUAAUCACUUUGGUUCUAAUUAUUCUCAUAAAGCCAAACUGAUUGUGAAUGAGAUGCCAUCUUUUCUGAAAACUCCAAUGGAUCUAACUAUUCGCACUGGUGCCAUGGCCAGAUUAGAAUGUGCUGCAGAGGGGCACCCUGCACCUCAGAUUUCCUGGCAGAAGGAUGGUGGUACUGACUUCCCUGCAGCUCGAGAAAGACGCAUGCAUGUCAUGCCCGAGGAUGAUGUAUUCUUCAUUGCAAAUGUGAAAAUAGAAGACAUGGGAAUCUAUAGCUGCAUGGCACAAAAUAUAGCAGGAGGCCUCUCAGCAAAUGCCUCCCUAACAGUGUUAGAGACACCCUCAUUCAUUAGACCCCUGGAGGACAAGACAGUAAGCCGAGGUGAAACUGCAGUGUUACAAUGCAUAGCUGGAGGGAGUCCUGCCCCUCGCCUCAAUUGGACCAAAGAUGAUGGACCACUGCUGGUGACAGAACGACAUUUCUUUGCUGCAGCCAACCAGCUUCUCAUUAUUGUAGAUGCUGGGCUAGAAGAUGCUGGGAAAUAUACCUGCAUUAUGUCUAACACCCUUGGAACAGAACGUGGUCACAUUUACCUAAAUGUCAUUUCAUCUCCCAAUUGUGACUCUUCCCAGAGUAGCAUUGGGCAUGAAGAUGAUGGCUGGACAACAGUUGGCAUUGUCAUCAUUGUUGUGGUCUGUUGUGUUGUGGGCACCUCUUUGAUCUGGGUCAUUGUUAUUUACCACAUGAGAAGGAAAAAUGAAGAUUAUAGUAUCACAAACACAGAGGAGCUUAAUCUGCCUGCAGACAUUCCCAGCUACUUGUCAUCCCAAGGAACACUGUCUGAGCCACAGGAAGGCUACAGCAACUCGGAGGCAGGCAGUCAUCAGCAACUUAUGCCUCCUGCCAACGGAUAUUUACACAAAGGCGUUGAUGGUAGCACUGGUACCCGGGUUAUCUGCUCAGAUUGUUAUGACAACGCCAACAUCUACUCCAGGACCCGAGAAUACUGUCCGUACACGUAUAUUGCUGAGGAGGAUGUUCUAGAUCAGACACUGUCCAGCCUCAUGGUUCAGAUGCCAAAAGAGACAUAUUUGACAUAUUCUCCCCAAGAUGCCACUACCCUGGAAAGCCUGGUAUCGUCAGCAGAUGGAGAGAUGUCUGCCUUUCCCACCAACCAUGAGAGGCUAAAUGAGAAGAAACUUUCCUCCACACAGAUGAGCAAUGAAACAUUGCAGCGGUCUCUGUGGAACAUAAGCAAAGAAUUAGGCCUGCCUCAUGCUCCCUUUUCCCAGCAGCCAGUCCUUGAGUCACCACAACUCCAUCGAAAUGAAGGCCUGUCAGAGAGUGAUCCAGACUGUUCUGCUUCCCCCAUGCCCUGUCAUCAGUUACAUGACCAUGCUUUUGAUUUUAGUAGGACUCGGAACAUUCAAGAUGGUAGUGAGGGCACAUGAAACUCACUCUAGGAUAAAAUCUGGGCAAGAACUCUAAUUAAUUAAUUUUAUAUUUACUACCUCAGAGUUCAGAAGAAAUCCCCAAGUCAGCAUGUGCUUUAGUCUUUGUCUGCAAUUACAUCUGACCACACCAGGGUGGGCCCGACAUUUGUUUGGGCUUAUACCUGAUGAAGAAGGGGUAACGGCUGACAGAAAUGAGUACAUCUAAUAAAAAAUGUGCCGCACGGGCUGAGGAAGAUACAGGACAGACGCGCUUCCUGAUGGUUCCACGGGAUGUGCCCAGGUGUGCGUUGCUUAAUAGUAGGAGUCUGAUUGUCUCAACCCGCAGAAUGAUCCUGAGAAAACAUCACUGUUCUGUUUCCUCCAAGGAACAAAAAUAACUUGGGAGCCCUCUGGGAAGUAUGCCUGGGAUUCUUCACUGGUUUUAAGCGUAUAGUUGAGACUGGGGCUUUGAUAUUCAAGGUCUUCAGCAGGAAUCCGUGGCUUGACCAACUGUUACCAGGUCAAGGGGUUUUGUAUUCUUGCGAAUCUUUUUUUUUUUUUUUGGUUCCUGUCGGCCAGGCAUCUCAUUGUAAAUGUAUGUGGAUUUAUAAGUAAUUUUUGUAUUCAUUGACCAUAUGUGUUGGCUGCAAUGUAAAUAUUUUUGAUAUGCCAAAAUUAUAUAUAUUAUCCGGUUAUAAUACUGACAGCAGCUUCUCAAACCACAGACAGCUUUUGUAUAACUUGGUUUAGUGAGAUCUAAAGACUUUGUUUAAAGUUUUAAAAACAUAUUUGUUAAGUAUAUGUAUAGAGAGGCAGGGUACCUACUGAUUGCAUACACACAAACACAAUCUUGGUGUAAUUAACCACUUUCUUCAUACCUGAAGGUUCAUACAUCUAAUCAUUUGCCAUCUGUUUACAAGUGCCAGCUGAUACUACCUUUCUAGCAUUAAAAGGCUCUUUCAAAAGAGUAGCAGUCUAGUCAUAGCCAUAUGCAAAUAGAUAGAGGAAAACUUAUUUUGGAAAUGUCUUUCAGCAAAGUACUUACUUAACGAGGAAACCAAAGACUGUGUCUUUUCUGUGUUUGUUUUUUUAAUAUCUCUUCUACCAAUGCACAGUGUAUCUUAAGAAGGGAAGAAUGCUUUUGUGAGUGGAAGAACAUGCAGAGAUUCUUUUACUAUAAAGCUUUGGAGUGGUCCUUGUCUUGUACAAGUGAUUAUUUAAGCCAAAAAGUUUUCUCGAAUUUCUGAUAGCAAAAAGCUUUGGGUAAACAAAGGACUUAACACUCUAAUGGAAUGUAGUGGACUAAAGUUCAUUCUUUGUGCUUUUGGAUUUCCUUACACAGGCUUUCACAUUCUAUCCUCUAAAUCUAGUAAUUACUAGUUAGUUACUAGAUAACUUCCAUCACUUAAAUGAAAAUAUCUAUUUCUAAGUCAUUGUGCAUUUCAUGGGUUCUAAACCCACAUAAUUUCUCAGCUUUUUGCCAGGAAGUUUAGCUGAAUUUCACACUAGUUUUCAAUCCUAAAUUUUCUCCCAUAGGCAGCAGCACUUCUUUGGCUGUUUUGUACCACCAUGCGUUUUCUCUUUUUCCUUUUUAAACUGUUAGCCUCUCUUCAUUUUCACUUUGAAAUUCUUAAAUAUCACUAUUUUCCUAUCCCUUCAAUUUGUGAUUUCUCUUCUUACUUACUAGACUGUAGUAUGAUUUGUACUGGACUGACUUAGAAUCAAGGGACCUGAUUUAGUUCCUAGCUCUGCUGCUUACUAGUUGUGUAAUCAAGGGCAAAUCCUUUUACGUCUCAGCCAGAUUUUCUCAUUUAUGGAAUGAGGGCGUUUUACUGGAUGCUUUAAAGCCGUUUCCAGCUAUAACAUUCUAUGAAUCUGUGAUCCCUCCAGGAACCAAAGAGGAUUAUGCUAUUCUAAUAAAAAGCUGCUUUCAUGAAAUGUUUGUUAGAAUAGAACAAGAAUGAUGCUGCUUGCUCUGAUUUGAGCCAGAUUUAUUUCCUCUAGCAGGAGUAGUGGUAUAAGAAAUAUGAGAAGAAAUAUUCUGCUGAACAGUUAUCAGUAAAUGUAAAGAAUCUUGACUUGAUUGAAAAUCACCCGUUGUUCUCUAGAACAGCAGGUCUGAGUGGUAGUGUUACAGCACAUCAGAGUGUCAGAAUCAGUUGAGAGGUUUGCCACAGCUAAUUUGUAACGUUUGUGACUCACCUUUCUAAUGUGACUCACCUUUCUAAUGUAGUCAAGGUUAUCCCUAUAAUUACAGUACUCUCAUUCAAAUUCUGAUAAACUUUCUUGAAUGAAAAGGGGAGAGUUAGAGCUAGGCUGUAAGUGAGAGUCUGCUGUAGUGUGUGAGAGACAAAAAACAAAAAAAAUGUGAACCAGUGCCCUGGAAAACUUACAGUGUAUGAGGGCUGCCUCUGUGCUGCAGCAGUGGUCCUUCUACUGCCAGUGGUGUCCAAGUCUGGUCUCCUGAAUGGCUAGGUUCUCCAUUACGUCAGCUCAGAUGGUUGAGACACCCUCCCAGAUAUUGCUAGCUUGUCUGAAUAACAAAAAAACUAGCCUAAAAAACUAGUCAGGAAUUUAAAUGUGAAUAGCUUACCCCUGGUCUUAAAAAUGUAAUAAUAAAUUUAACAAAUUCUAAUCUUAGGAGAAGGAAUUCCUGAAACUUUUCAUUAUUGCCUAUGUUUUUGACCAAGCAGUGAUUUAACCCUCUCCUGUAAGCAGGAUUGGUAGCUCAUCAGUAUUUCUUCCCAACAGUAUAAUGUCUGCCUACUGCCAGUUUAAUCAGGGAUGUUGCAAAGCAAGGCAAACUAAAAUGCUGAGAGAAAUACUCUCUGCCCCCCCUCCCCACCCAGUUAUCAUUUCAUAUCAUUAGGUAUACAUAAACCCUCUUAGUUUUGUUGUGCCCCUCUUAGACUGCUUCUUCCAGUCUACCUGGAAGAAUAAAUAGCAUUUUCCUUAAACUCCAAGCCUUACCCGCACAGGUCUACCCUUGAGCCAUUGGCUUUCUGUCACUCUACAGCUUCUAAAGUGCUUUCCCUAGUAUGCAGGUUACUCUGUAGAAGAGGAAAGAUCAGAAACCCAGCCCAAUGUGCAGUUCCCUCUAAUGUGCCAUCUCAGAAUGCUAUCAAUGUGUAUUUUUCUGUGAGGUAACUUUCAUGUUUAAAAAUAAUUGCCUUUACGUUGCGCAUUGGGAGGAUGUAAAAGGAACAUUAAGAUGUCGAGCAACUUAGAAUCUGUUAUCCAUUUUCCUAAAAAAAGGGAGAUAUGAUAAAACUCUUUAAUUACUUAAAGAGUUACAUAUGAAAUAAGGAUUAAAUUCACUCUGUUUAUUCUAGAGGUCAGGGAUCAUAUCAGUAGGGCAGAAGUUACAGGGAGAUACAGUGUGUACUUGCUAAUAAUUCUAUAUAAGCUAACUCUAACAGAUUUGUCUGACAAUUGGAAUAAUCAGCUUUCCAUGGGAAAAAUAAAUGCAGAAACUAAUCAUGUGUCAAUAGCAUUGAAGAAAUUUCUGCAUUGAGGUGGAAUAUGGGCAAGAUGACUUUAAGGUCUCUUUCAGUUUUAUCAUUGGAAAUCUCCAGAAGCAGUCUGACAGAAAACUUUGUCCUUCAGAAUCCUUUACAUAUAGUAAGUGUAGAGCACUUCAGAACUUUUUUUUUAGUUAAAGAAUUUUGAUCUUUGGUUGACAGAAGGGGCCUGAUCUGUGUUAAUGUCCGAAAACAUGAGACUCUGGGCUUAUUCUUCUGAGGAAAUCUGUAACUAGUUACUGACACAAACGGCAUUAACAUAAUAAAAAUUUUAAAAGCCUAUAGUGUAUUAUAACCCUCCCUUUUACUCUUUGAUUAAUUUUUAUUCCUGUUUCUUCUUGUCAGUGGGACUCUAUUUGGAAUGGGGAUGGGUUUGUGAUGUUCAGUUUUAUAUCCAAUAUUUUACCCAAAUGUUUUAUGGCCUUUUCUAAUCAUUUUAAUAUCCACAGAAAUGCCAGAAGGGUAAUGGAGCAACAGAGAGGUAAAUUUGCUGUCAUUUUAUGCUACAUCUUGCUUUUUUAAUUUUGCUUCUUGAUGCAGAUGACUGAGGUAAUUGUGAAAUAGUUGGACCUUAGGAGGCUGAGCUAACGUUUUUUGGCAACCUGUAAGUAAGCUUUUAUUUUUCUGCUACACGGUGUCUUUCCCAGGUCAGUUUCGCAGAUGUUUUUACCUCCUGCUUCUUCUAACUUAGAACUUUUUUGUUUGGAGUAGUACAGUCUAAACCAACAUCAGUUAGCUUUAAUUUUCUUUCUUUAUAUUUUGAACAACUGCCUGGUUUGUUGACAAAAUAACAGAUUCUGAAUUAAGAGAUAUAUCACAAGCUGCUCUUAACGAAACGCCUGAAAGCCCACGAAUCAUUGUGAGUAGUAAGGUGUGUGUGUGUGUGUGUGUGUGUGUGUAAGAGUGAUAUUUGGACUUGCUCCCUCAAGGCUGUGUGUCGAGUGUUUCUUAGCAGUCCUAAGAACCACCACCGAUGGGUGGGGUGAAGGUGAAGAAAUAGCUCAGUGUGAGCCUGGUUUUCAGUUUUUAUCAGCUGUAACGGUCUUGAAAAAGAAAUUGAUCAUCAGGUGUCAAGUGCCCUUGGAAUAUCUCUUGGCUGCUUAAAGUGGCCCUUGAUUCCUAGAGAGACUCUGUCUACCCUCUUAUUUCCCCUCUGUUCUCCCUUUUUUCCCCUAUCAGAGGAUGUCUGCCUGAGCAGCCCUGGUACUAGAUGUACCUAAAGAGAGUUAUCAGCCAAGUUGUUGUUCAGUGUGGCCCUUUCCUAGUAUCUAUUUAUAUUUUCUCACACAUGAGAAUGUAUAUUUUAUAAAGCAUGUGUUUGUCCUACUUGUUUGUCUGCUGUAAUAUGUCUUCAAUAAAGAUAAAAUACAUUAUGA
Molecule: messenger RNA, 8260 nt
Organism: Diceros bicornis minor
Lineage: Eukaryota; Metazoa; Chordata; Mammalia; Perissodactyla; Rhinocerotidae
Gene: LRIG2
Product: leucine rich repeats and immunoglobulin like domains 2
Exons: 18
Coding region: 184-3381 (1065 amino acids)
Molecular function (GO): protein binding
Source: RefSeq, a predicted model, not a curated record